AUGGGUGUACCAAGACUUUUCAAAUGGCUCUCUGAAAGAUAUCCAUGUAUUGCUUCCUCACUUACUGAGGCAACUAUACCAACUGUGGACAAUUUAUACCUUGAUAUGAACGGUAUUAUUCACAACUGUACACACAAGGAUGAUGAAUUAAAGGCUCAAUUAACCGAGAAGGAAAUGAUUUUGAAGAUUUUCCGUUACAUUGAUCAACUUUUCCAAUUGAUUAAGCCUUCCAAACACUUCUUCUUAGCUUUGGAUGGUGUUGCACCAAGAGCCAAGAUGAACCAACAACGAUCGAGACGUUUUAGAAAAGUUUUUGAUGAACAACAAUUACGUAAAAAGCUCGAACAAAAAGGAGAAAAAGUGCCUGAAAGGGACAACUUGUUCGAUUCUAACUGUAUCACUCCAGGAACAGAAUUUAUGGCCAAAUUGAGUAUGCAUUUGAAGUAUUUCAUUCAUAGCAAGAUGCAAACAGAUAUCAAAUGGCAACAAUGUAAAGUUAUCUUGUCAGGACACGAAGUGCCAGGUGAAGGUGAACACAAGAUUAUGAACUUUAUUCGUGGUAGAAAGAUGGAAGCUGGUUAUCAACCAAACGAAAGACAUUGUUUGUAUGGUCUUGAUGCUGACUUGAUUUGUCUAGGAUUAGUUACUCACGAACCUCACUUUAUGCUUCUUCGUGAAGAUGUCUUUGAACAAUAUAGAAAUAAUGAUUCUAAAGAAAAGUCUAGUAAUAAGCCAUUCGCUGAAAAGUUCCACUUGUUACAUUUAUGUGCAUUAAGACAAUAUUUAGAUUUCGAGUUUAGACAAGCUCUUUUGGAACAAAAACUUUCAUUCGAAUAUGAUUUGGAAAGAAUUAUUGAUGACUUUGUAUUUUUCAUAUUCUUUACUGGUAACGAUUUCCUUCCUCACAUGCCAACAUUGGAUAUCAAAGAAGGAAGUAUUAACACAAUGAUUGAUAUUUACAAGCAAAUUUUACCAAAAUCAGGUUAUUUAACUGAGCUAGGAGAUGUUCACUUGGAACGUGUGCAAGAUUUCGUUAGAGCUCUUGCUUCCCAAGAAUCAUCAAUGAUGGAACAAAGAUAUACUGCUAGGUUGAGAGAAAAUAGAAAGACUAGAAGAAGAAGAGGUGCUAAGCAAGUGGUUGAUUCCGAAGGAUUCAAAUCAGUCGGAAAUUCUGUUAACCAUCCACAAACCGAGGCCACUGUAGAAAAUGCCUCCAGUGUUCUCGAUUCAUUUGCUAAUGAACUUUCACCAGGAAGCUUGAAGAAACAUUUACUCCAACAAGAGGAAUUGUUUGUCAAUGAUGGUGAUCACACUGAAAAGGACAUGGGACUAGUUGUCGGCAUGUCCAGUGUUAUGGAUUUCAAUGCUCCAGCAACUGUAAAUUACGGAGUUGAUGCUGAUGAGGAUCUUGAAGAUGAAGAAGGUGUAGAAGUUGAAGAAGUCAAUGACCUCUUGUUAAAGUCUAUUGGUGACAAUGGUUUCGAUUUUAACGAACAAGUUAUUGAACUUCCAAAAUAUGAAAAAUUCUUGCCAAAGCUAUGUGAUGGUGUCAAGAUUGGAAAGCAUAACUUGGAGGGAUUCCCAGUUUUAGAUUGUAAGACUACUCAAGUUGAAGAGAAGGAUGUUGGUAUUGCACUUUUUGGACAUCCAAGUAAAAAGCCAAGUUUGGUUAUCAACAUGAACCCUCAAUACUCAAGGGAUCAAAUGAUGGAUGAUGAAUUUGUAAUUGAAGAAUCUGUCAAGGCCGCUCAAGGUUUGAGUAAGUACAUUGGUAAGAAGGUUUACAUUGGAUAUCCAUACCCAAGAUUGGGUAUCUUGUCCAGCAUUGCUGAUGAAAGAGCAAGCUAUUUUGAAAAUAGUGAACCAGAAUAUCACAAUGAAAGGGAUGCUGAAAUGUUUAGAAAGGAAUAUUCUUAUCAUAAGAAUGUACUUUUGAGAAGAUAUGGUCUUGAUAUUGGUAAUGUUAAAGUGUUGUUAUUUGUCAAGUUAUUCAAGGGAAUGAAACGUGACAAGUUUGGUAUCAAGAAAUCAUUCCACAGAGAUGAAUUUGCUUAUCCACAUUCAUUGAUUGUCCUUCCAGAUGAUUAUGAACCAACUCCAGAUAGCAAGUUUGCUGAAACAGGUCCACAAGCUGUUGAAAAGGAAUAUCCAGUCAAUAGUACUGUUCUUGUUUUGGGAGAUCAAUCAUAUGCCUCCUUGGGUAAGGUUGCUGGUUAUGAUAAGAAAUUCCUCAAGGUUUCACUCACCACUCCUUACUCUGAUCAAACUCCUAGACCAAAGUUCCCUAAGGAAGCUGUUACCGAGUUUGCUGCUGAAAAGUACGUGCCUCUCCAUAUUGCUUCUAAGAGACUUGGUUUGACAAAGAAGGCUUUGGGUCUCUUGAUUGGUAGUAUUAGAUUGGAAUUGUCAAAUACCAAACUCACUCCAAAUGUCGGUUUAGGAUUAAGAUCAAAGAAGUCAUCAAAGAGAAUUGUUGGAUAUUGCAAGUGUGACUUUAAUGAGCAAAAUCUCGAUGACUCAUACUUCCUCAACUUUGAUGGUGGUAGUUUGUUCACCAAACCUCUUUCUAAUAAGUUCUCUGUUGGAGGUACUUUUGGUGAUUGGGAACUUUCCGAUAAGGCAAUGACACUUAUUGGCAACUUUUGUCAAGCAUUCCCAGAUUUUGUUGCCAAACUUGAGCAAGAUAUUCCAUUCAGAUGUGAACUCUUCUUCCCUAAUACCUUGAAGGAUAAUCAUGAAAAGGACAAGUACUAUCAAACAAAGGUUGCUGAAAUUACCAAGUGGAUUGAUGAACAAGGUUUCCGUAGCUUGCCAUUUGUUGAUAUUGAACAAGAUGUUUUACCAGUUUCUGCUUUGAAGGCUAUUGAAGAAGCAGCUAUUGAAUUCAGCAAACAACCUGCUCAAACACCUGCCUUGCAAUCUAUUGUUAUUGAUCCUGUAUUUGUGCACAAACCAGAAGAUCCAUGUCCAAAUCUUUUCUAUAUUGCUGAUUUUGCUCUUGGACAUCGUGUCAUGCAAAUGAGUGGAUCUGGUUCUGCUAGAUUCGGUCUUGUUGGUACUUUGGUUGGUAUUGAUGGUGAUAAUGGGCAAGUUAUUUUUGAUGAAGAAUUUGUUGGAGGUUCAACAUUUGGUUCCAGAUUGUCCACUGCUAGAGGUGCUAUUGUCAGUUUGAGAUCUUUGGUUAAUUUGGACAAGAAGAAGUACAUUAGAGUUUAUGAUAAUGAACAAAAGAAGUAUAGCUAUAAGCAAAAUGUUGACUAUACUAAGGAACAUUACUUUACCACUUCAAGCUACAAUUAUGAUAUGCCAAAGGUUCAAAAUAAUCAAAAACAACCAGCCUCUCCUCAAACUCAACAACCAAACAAUCAAAGACCACAACAACCAUACAAGCAAAGACAAUUCCAACCAAAUAACAAUAAUAAGAAUACUAACAAUGGAAGUUCCUUCAAGAUUUUGAAUUCUAAUGAAGCAAACAAUGCCAAUGAACACCCAUUUAAUUUCGGUAAGAAUGGAAAGCCAAAACAUGAAAAGAGAAGAUUACAACAAAAUGAAUCUCAACAAGUUCAACAAGAAGGUUCCUCCCAACAAGUACAACAAGAAACCAAGACACAAGAGGCAUCCUCAUCUUCAUCUACUGCUUCAACAUCCUCCGAAGAUUACAAUCCAUCAGAAUUGUUCAAGCAAUCAAGAGCCAAGCACAGACAAAACAGAGUACAAAAACAAACAACUACAGAAGAUUCUGCUCACGAUUAUCUCAACAUGCUUCAAACACAAUACAAGAAGUAAAUUUUGACUCUUUCAAUAAAAACAUUUUGAAUAGCAUUGAUAACUUACA
Naegleria gruberi is the source of this 3835-nucleotide messenger RNA. RefSeq lists its product as uncharacterized. Gene Ontology annotation, molecular function: 5'-3' RNA exonuclease activity; RNA binding. Gene Ontology annotation, biological process: nuclear-transcribed mRNA catabolic process. The record is from RefSeq and is a predicted model, not a curated record. The transcript has 3 exons. NCBI's taxonomy places the organism in Eukaryota, Heterolobosea, Eutetramitea, Acrasida, Naegleriidae. The coding region runs from base 1 to 3786 and encodes 1261 amino acids. Gene Ontology annotation, cellular component: nucleus.